GAUAACAUUCUUGGGACAAACAGUGAUAAAAUCCCGGGUGGAUUUUAACCAUCAGUCGUGUUAAAUCAACCAAGAAAUGAAGUUUUUAAUUCUGAUUCAGAUUUGUGCAGUCUUUGCUCAAAUCGCACCCAACAAUCGAGGUUAUUAUUGGAGGGACUACAAGUAUAAAAUUCCCGAAGAUGCAGUCUCUUGUGGUAAAGAUUCAACCGGGGGAGAAACUUAUAUCGGUCAAGCGUACGUCCACAUUGAUGGCAUUAUAGUCGCCCAGAUUUUUCCCGCUGCUAAAGAAAUUUUCGUUUCCUCUUAUGGCUUGAAAAAGGCGACAAUGGCUGUUAAAAUUUUGUGCUCGAAAAACAAGGAUAAGUUCGAGUGGUUGAGGACAAACUCAAAGUAUUUCCAUGUCAAUGUCACUGAUCGGAAUCCGGUAAUUGGGGGAUUUAAUCACAGAGAAUUGCAUAAAGGGAUGCUACAUAUCGGGCGAGUUGUGCAUCAUGUGGAGGCCCGGAUUGGAUCAGUCGAUGGUUUUUUAGAGAAUGCAAAAAUGAAUUACGUUCAUGGAACCACCAUUCAAACCGCGGAUGACUUUGAAGUACUUCUCUAUAAUACUAAGGACGAUUAUGAGAUAAAACUGUAA
Tribolium madens (black flour beetle) is the source of this 634-nucleotide messenger RNA. RefSeq lists its product as uncharacterized. Lineage: Eukaryota; Metazoa; Arthropoda; Insecta; Coleoptera; Tenebrionidae. Bases 77 to 634 code for a protein of 185 amino acids. The transcript is spliced from 2 exons. The record is from RefSeq and is a predicted model, not a curated record.